ACCAUCCAUAAACUCAUAAAGUCAGCAGUAAGCACUUGCAGGCCUGAGAGGGAAAGAAAAAGAUAGUCGUUCAACUCCGAUCAGUUUCUAAAGCUGAAGAAAACCCGCCGUCGGUGUUAAUUUGGAAUCCUAGAGAAUGCACGCAAAGACGGACUCGGAGGUGACAAGCCUCGCACCGUCUUCACCGACUAGAUCUCCUCGCCGGCAAGUCUACUACGUGCAGAGCCCGUCCCGGGACUCCCACGAUGGGGAGAAGACGGCGACGUCGUUCCACUCCACUCCGGUGCUCAGCCCCAUGGGCUCCCCACCGCAUUCCCACUCCUCCGUGGGUCGCCACUCCCGCGAGUCCUCCACCAGUAGGUUCUCUGGGUCUCUCAAGCCCGGAUCUCGCAAGAUCUCGCCCAACGACAGCUCGCGCGACGGCCACAGAAAGGGUCAGAAGCCCUGGAAGGAGUGCGAUGUGAUUGAAGAAGAAGGGCUUCUUGAGGAUGAAGAGCGUCGGAAGGGUCUCCCUCGUCGGUGCUAUGUUCUCGCUUUUGUUAUUGGCUUUUUUGCUCUCUUCUCAAUCUUUUCCUUGAUUUUAUGGGGUGCCAGCAGGCCUAUGAAACCCCAGAUCACCAUGAAGAGUAUAACAUUUGAGCAGUUCAAGAUCCAAGCGGGUUCAGAUUCGACAGGGGUCGCCACUGAUAUGAUCUCCGUGAAUUCCUCCGUCAAGUUCACAUAUCGUAACACCGGCACAUUCUUCGGCGUCCAUGUCACAUCAACACCGCUAGAUCUAUCUUAUUCCGAGCUCACUGUCGCCUCUGGAUCGGUGAAGAACUUUUAUCAAAAAAGGAAGAGCCGAGCAUCAGUUACUGUGACAGUGACAGGCGAUCAAAUUCCUCUGUAUGGAAGUGGAGCCAGCCUGAACAGUGCAUCGGGAACGUCGGCUUUGCCGGUGCCUUUGAAAUUGAACUUCGUGAUUCGAUCUAGAGCUAACGUUCUGGGGAACUUGGUCAAGCCCAAGUUCUACAAGGGGAUUGAUUGUUCGCUCACCUAUGAUCCGAAAAAGCUCAACGUAGCAAUCUCGCUCAAGAAUUGCACAUACAACAAUUGAUUCUGGAGCAAAGCAGUGAAAAAAAUGCAAUACUUCUUUUCUUUUUUUUAAUAUUUAUUUAAAUUGUUUCUUGGUUCUUUUUGUCGGAGAGAAGUGGAGAGACAGCUCAGCGGUCAACUUUUGAGGUAUGGGCAGCGGGCGAGGAACGUGGUUUUGGACUUUUUGGCUGCCCAAAUGCCCGACGAGUGGGAAACAGGUUGGAUUCCGUUGUAACUUGGAGUGGUGGGUGACCUUUUGUGUAAUUUUAAAUAUAGUGUAAAAUUAUGAAGGAAUUAUUUGCCGUCCGGCCAUGUAAUGCCAUUAUUAAGUUUAUAAUGAUGCAAUAAGAUUAAUCUUCAGAA
This is a messenger RNA of Corylus avellana, 1437 nucleotides long. RefSeq lists its product as uncharacterized. Gene Ontology annotation, biological process: defense response to other organism. The record is from RefSeq and is a predicted model, not a curated record. Gene Ontology annotation, cellular component: plasma membrane. NCBI's taxonomy places the organism in Eukaryota, Viridiplantae, Streptophyta, Magnoliopsida, Fagales, Betulaceae.